Molecule: messenger RNA, 2259 nt
Organism: Adelges cooleyi (spruce gall adelgid)
Lineage: Eukaryota; Metazoa; Arthropoda; Insecta; Hemiptera; Adelgidae
Product: 2',5'-phosphodiesterase 12
Exons: 10
Coding region: 397-2139 (580 amino acids)
Biological process (GO): nuclear-transcribed mRNA catabolic process, deadenylation-dependent decay
Cellular component (GO): mitochondrion
Molecular function (GO): 3'-5'-RNA exonuclease activity
Source: RefSeq, a predicted model, not a curated record
AGCAGCGCUCACCGGUAAAGUGGUGUAUUCCGUAAAUGUUUUUGCCUUUUUAAGCAAGCAACCAUAGAUUAAGUAUUUCAUCUAUGAAGCAACUGAUAACGACGGAGUUAACCGACCUUAUCUUCUAAGGCCGUACUCGGGUCUCGGAUAUUUCUCUCAACAGCUAUCAGUUAAUUACCCAUUUCUAUUUUCUUUAUUUUAACAGGUCUACCGUCUAUGAUCUUUGUACUCUAUAAAUCUAGGAACACCGUCUCCGCCGGCAAACGAUAUCUCAUUUAUAUUUUUCGUAAAUUUCUUUGUCUAUAGAAGAUAAACGAUUGGACACUUAAGUUGAACAUUUUGACAUUUGUAUACCAAAGUUAGUAAGUCAGUAUUUUCCUGUCAUGUUUAAUAUUUAUGCUUAGUAUAAACUCAAGAACGUUAAACCUAUCUAUGAGAUAUUUCAGCAAAUUGAUAAAGAACAUAAUUUUUACUAAGAGAGAUAUGUCUUCACUCAAACUAUUUUUGUGGGAAAACGUGAUGUUUGUCAACUCUGUAAUUCUGCCUGGUGAAAUAGAAAAAAAAUAUAUGAUAACUACCUUAAUAACAAUAAAAAAUAACACGAGACGUUUGAAUAUGUGUCGUAAACCAGAUGAUACUGUUGUUAUAUUACUGCAAAGAUUUGCCUUGAAAAUACAGCAAGCCAAAGUAAAAAAAAAGAUUAAUGAACCAAUAACUGAUUGUAUUUUCUUGAAAGUUAAUGGACAAACUGUCCCUGAUGAAACAAAAUGCAGUCAAGUUUUUGAUGGUAAAAAUAUAAACAUUUCACUCGAAAUAAAUGAUAAAACUUUGUCCGUCAUGGUUGAUCUACCCAUAAUAAAUGAUCUACUACUUGGAAAACCUUACAAGUGUCUAAUGUUAUAUCCUUAUGCAUUUGACAAAGGAUAUAAUGUAUCGAUUUUGAAAAGCAAAUAUACUUGGUAUAGAGUAAAAUCAAAUAAUGUUGUUAAGGUGGGUAAUAGUAUUGCAUAUAUACCAUCUGAUGAUGAUAUUAAGUGUAAAUUAAAACUAGUUUGUGAACCUUGCAAUGAAGAAGGUCACUUUGGACCAACAGUGGAGGUAUUGUCUGAGGAAGUUGUUGAUAACAUCAUAGAUAAUUAUCCUUUUGAGAAAAGACUAAUCGAUAAACCGAGUAAUAGUUUUAGAGUUCUAUCAUAUAAUAUAUUAGCCGAAGAUUACACAAAAACUAAGGAAGCCAAAAACGAAAUGUAUCCAUAUUGUUCUGCAUCUAUAUUGGCAUCUAGCUAUCGGAACCCUCUUCUCUUGAAAGAAUUAACAGCUUAUGAAGCAGAUAUAUUAUGUUUACAAGAAGUGGAACUUAAAUUUUUCAAUAGGGUAUUAGUUCCUUUAUUAAAACAUAAUUUUAAUUUAAACGGAGUUCAUUGCAAAAAAGAUGGUAAUAAAAAUGAAGGCUCGAGUUGUUUUUUUUCUGCUGAUAAAUUUGUCAUGCUGGAGCAAUUUAAUAUAAAACUAAAUGAUCACGUGGUAGUUGAAAUGUACUGUGGGCCUCUCGUAAAUGCUAUUUUAAAUGAUGAUCAGUGGAAACAAGGUCUACUAAAGAAAACUGUCUUGCAAAUUUUACUCUUGGAAACGCGGUGCAGUAGCAAGCAUCUGUUAUUAGUUUGUAACACCCAUCUGAUAUCGGAUCCUGAUGGUGAUUCCAUACGACUAUUGCAAUCAUUAGUUGAACUUGCAAUUAUUAAAAAAAUUAAAAAGACUGUCAAAAAUCAUUUCUCUGAUCGGAAUAUAUCUGUUAUAUUCUGUGGCGAUUUCAAUAGUACACCAGAAAGCGGAGUUUAUGACUUGGUGACUAAUUCAUUGUUACCCGAAGAACACAGACAUUGUGCUGAAUUGAACAAUUUAAAGGAUAAAAUUGAUUUUAAAAUGUAUAGUGCAUACAGCACUAAGGUGGAUUACAGUAAUUUUACUCAAACGUUUUUUGGUCUUUUAGACUAUAUAUAUUUUACAGAAGAUCAUCUGAAACUUUUACAGGUAUUACCUAUGCCAUCACACGAAGAGGUCAUUGAAAAUGUUGGUCUCCCGAGUGUCACAUUUCCUUCGGAUCACUUGGCUUUAAUUGCUGAUUUCAAGUUCAAAUAACUAACUGUAGGUGAAUCAAUAUAAUUCCCAUUUUUGGUGAACGAGUUCAAGCCUAGGACUUGAUGUCUGUCUUCGAAGCAAUCACUAAUAUCGUCUGCCAUAAUAUAUUCUAGUAGCUAG